This is a messenger RNA of Phytomonas sp. Hart1, 412 nucleotides long. The record is from the annotation of a GenBank genome assembly. Lineage: Eukaryota; Euglenozoa; Kinetoplastea; Trypanosomatida; Trypanosomatidae.
UUAUAUUUCACAUAGUGUGUAAUUUAUCUCAACCGAGUUCAUCGUUUUUUCCAAGACGGUCUUGAUAAAGAUGGCCGGAUUAGAACAACGCAAGCUUCCAAAAUCGUCUAAGAAGGCGAAAAGCAGCCUAGACUCUACCCUGGCGAAAAUCCCCUCGAAUAAAAAAUGGGAUAGAAAAAUGAAGGAAAAGGAUCGAAAGCAGCGUCUGAGUAAACUUUCCAAGCAACUUCGUGAUGAAAUAAACGCCGAACAGAAGCUCGCGGUGGAAUCCCGCAAAGCCAAUGCGCAACGUAAGCAAGAAAAUGAGCGAAAGAACAUGGUAGUCCAGACAAUAAAAAAUGAUAACAAAAUUAAAAAGCUUAGCCCCAAGCACCGCCGUGCCGCCCGCAUCUUCAUGCUUCAUGAGCUAUAA